GAGAGAUUGGGGAGCGCCGGCAGCCCGGUGGGGGGAAGCAGCUCGCCUCUCUCCUCCUCCUUCUCCUCGUCCUCGGCCUCCUCCUCCUCCUCCCCGCGCCGCCCCGCCCCCGGCUCGGCUCGGCUCGGCUCGCCCCCCCCCCCCAGGAAGGGGAAAAAAGGCGAGAGGAGCGGGGCAGGCGACAGGAGCGGAGCGGCGGCGGCGGCCGGAGAGGGAGCGGCGGGCGCAGGCGGCGGCGGGCGCGGCGUUGGCGGCGGCCCCGGCGGAGCGAGCGUGGAGCCGGCGAGCCGGGAACACAGGCGGCCGCGCCGCGUCCUGGCCGGGCCCGGGCCCGCGCGCUCCGCAUCGCCCGCAGCCCGGGCAUCCGGACCUCCCCGGCGCCCGGGGGGCGCCGGCACGCGGGGGGAGGGGAGGGGGCCUGCGCGCGCCGGCGGGUGCGCUCCCGAGGACGUCGCUGCUAGGCCUGGAGCGGGCCGGGGGCGACGGAGGCAGGAGGACCCCCCCGUCCGCCCGGACGCCCGGCUCGGCCGCCGGCGACGCGCGGCGCUCCUGGGUAUUUGCAACUCGCCGGAUCAAGUCUUCGCCAGCGGGGCCGCUGCUGCCGGGAAGCUGCUGCUGGCGACCACAGGCGGGCACUGGGGCCCCGGACGUUAGGAGCCGCCCCUGCCCACUCAGUCGCCUGAAGCCGUCUCCUCCUCCUGCCCUCGCUUGAAGGCCCUGCCCCCGGCCCCGGCCCGCUCCGCUCGCUGCUGCCGGACCCUGGCAUGUCAAGGCCUGGCUCGCGCCUGCCUGCCCAGCCGGCGGAACCCUGGCGGCCCCGCGAGCUAGGAUGAGGGGCCAGGCCGCCGCCCCGGGCGCCCUCUGGAUCCUCGGGCCACUGCUGCUGCUGCUGGGGCACCAGGCGGGCACGGCCGCGGGGACAGACGCGGGGCCCGGGGCCGAGCCGUGCGCCACGCUGGUGCAGGGCAAGUUCUUCGGGUACUUCUCGGCAGCCGCCGUGUUCCCGGCCAACGCCUCGCGCUGCUCCUGGACCCUGCGCAACCCGGACCCGCGCCGCUACACGCUCUACGUGAAGGUGGCCAAGGCGCCCUCCUGCAGCGGCCCCAGCCGCGUCCGCACCUACCAGUUCGACUCCUUCCUGGAGUCCACACGCACCUACCUGGGCGUGGAGAGCUUCGACGAGGUGCUGAGGCUCUGCGACCCCUCGGCGCCCCUGGCCUUCCUGCAGGCCAGCAAGCAGUUUCUGCAGAUGCAGCGGCAGCGGCCGCCGCAGGAUGACGGCCCCGCGCCCCAGGACGGGCCCCCCGGUCCCAGCGACGACUUCUCCGUGGAGUACCUGGUCGUGGGCAACCGCAACCCCAGCCGGGCCGCCUGCCAGAUGCUGUGCCGCUGGCUGGACGCCUGUCUGGCUGGCAGCCGCAGCUCACACCCCUGUGGCAUCAUGCAGACCCCCUGUGCCUGCCUGGGCGGGGACACCGGCGACCCUGCCUCCGGCUCCCUGGUGCCUCGUGGGGAUGUCUGCCUGAGGGACGGCGUGGCUGGUGGCCCCGAGAACUGCCUCACCAGCCUGACCCAGGACCGGGGCGGGGAUGGCGCUCCAGGCGGCUGGAAGCUGUGGUCCCUGUGGGGCGAGUGCACGCGGGACUGCGGGGGAGGCCUGCAGACGCGGACGCGCACCUGCCUGCCCGCACCGGGCAUUGAAGGCGGCGGCUGCGAGGGGGUGCUGGAGGAGGGCCGCCUGUGCAACCGCAAGGCCUGCGGCCCCGCCGGGCGCACCAACUCCCGGAGCCAGUCCCUGCGGUCCACGGAUGCCCGGCGGCGCGAGGAGCUGGGAGACGAGCUGCAGCAGUUUGGGUUUCCUGCCCCGCAGACAGGUGACCCCGCGGCCGAGGAGUGGUCCCCGUGGAGCGUGUGCUCCAGCACCUGCGGUGAGGGCUGGCAGACUCGCACGCGCUUCUGUGUGUCGUCCUCCUACAGCACGCAGUGCAGCGGGCCCCUGCGGGAGCAGCGGCUGUGCAACAACUCCGCUGUGUGUCCAGUGCACGGCGCCUGGGACGAGUGGUCGCCUUGGAGCCUGUGCUCCAGCACCUGCGGCCGCGGCUUCCGGGACCGCACGCGCACCUGCAGGCCACCCCAGUUUGGAGGCAACCCCUGUGAGGGCCCGGAGAAGCAAACCAAGUUCUGCAACAUCGCUCUGUGCCCUGUGGAUGGAAACUGGAAUGAGUGGUCAAGCUGGAGCUCGUGCUCCGCCAGCUGCUCUCAGGGCCGGCAGCAGCGCACGCGCGAGUGCAACGGGCCUUCGUACGGGGGCGCCGAGUGCCAGGGCCACUGGGUGGAAACGCGAGACUGCUUCCUGCAGCAGUGUCCAGUGGACGGGAAAUGGCAGGCCUGGACGCCGUGGGGCGGCUGCAGCGUCACGUGUGGAGGUGGCACGCAGCGGCGGGAGCGCGCCUGCUUGGGGCCCUUCUUCGGGGGAGCAGCCUGCCGGGGCCCACAAGAUGAAUACCGGCAGUGCAGUGCCCAGCGGUGUCCCGAGCCGCAUGAGAUCUGCGCUGAGGACAGCUUGGGCGCUGUGAUCUGGAAGGAGACCCCGGCCGGAGAGGUGGCUGCAGUGCGGUGUCCUCGCAACGCCACAGGCCUCAUCCUGCGACGCUGUGAGCUGGACGAGGAGGGCAUCGCCUACUGGGAGCCCCCGACCUACAUCCGCUGUGUCUCCAUCGACUACCGGAACAUCCAGAUGAUGACCCGGGAGCACCUGGCAAAGGCUCAGCGUGGGCUGCCCGGAGAGGGGGUCUCCGAGGUCAUCCAGACACUGGUAGAGAUCUCCCAGGACGGGACCAGCUACAGCGGGGACCUGCUCUCCACCAUCGAUGUCCUGAGGAACAUGACAGAGAUCUUCCGGAGGGCGUACUACAGCCCCACCCCGGGGGAUGUACAGAACUUUGUCCAGAUCAUCAGCAACCUGCUGGCGGAGGAGAACCGGGACAAGUGGGAGGAGGCCCAGCUGAUGGGCCCCAACGCCAAGGAGCUGUUCCGGCUGGUGGAGGACUUCGUGGACGUCAUCGGCUUCCGCAUGAAGGACUUGCGGGACGCGUACCAGGUGACAGACAACCUGGUUCUCAGCAUCCACAAGCUCCCGGCCAGCGGAGCCACGGACAUCAGCUUCCCUAUGAAGGGCUGGCGGGCCACGGGCGACUGGGCCAAGGUGCCAGAGGACAGGGUCACUGUGUCCAAGAGCGUCUUCUCCACGGGGCUGGCAGAGGCUGAUGACUCGUCUGUGUUCGUGGUGGGCACCGUGCUCUAUAGAAACCUGGGCAGCUUCCUGGCGCUGCAGAGGAACACGACCGUCCUGAACUCCAAGGUCAUCUCGGUGACCGUGAAGCCCCCUCCCCGCUCCCUGCUCACACCCCUGGAGAUCGAAUUCGCCCACAUGUACAACGGCACCACCAACCAGACCUGUAUCCUGUGGGAUGAGACGGAUGUACCCUCCUCCCCCGCCCCCCCGCAGCUCGGGCCCUGGUCGUGGCGCGGCUGCCGCACGGUGCCCCUCGAUGCCCUCCGGACGCGCUGCCUCUGUGACCGGCUCUCCACCUUCGCCAUCUUAGCCCAGCUCAGCGCCGACGCGAACAUGGAGAAGGCGAUCGUGCCGUCGGUGGCGCUCAUCGUGGGCUGCGGCGUGUCGUCCCUGACCCUGCUCAUGCUCAUCAUCAUCUACGUGUCCGUGUGGAGGUACAUCCGCUCAGAGCGGUCCGUCAUCCUCAUCAACUUCUGCCUGUCCAUCAUCUCCUCCAACGCUCUCAUCCUCAUCGGGCAGACCCAGACCCGCAAUAAGGUGGUGUGCACGCUGGUGGCCGCCUUCCUGCACUUCUUCUUUCUGUCCUCCUUCUGCUGGGUGCUCACCGAGGCCUGGCAGUCCUACAUGGCCGUGACGGGCCGCCUCCGGAACCGCCUGGUCCGCAAGCGCUUCCUGUGCCUGGGCUGGGGGCUUCCUGCGCUGGUCGUGGCCAUUUCCGUGGGAUUUACCAAGGCCAGAGGGUACAGCACGAUGAACUACUGCUGGCUCUCCCUGGAGGGGGGACUGCUGUAUGCCUUCGUGGGACCGGCCGCGGCCGUCGUGCUGGUGAACAUGGUCAUCGGCAUCCUGGUGUUUAACAAGCUCGUGUCCAAGGACGGCAUCACUGACAAGAAGCUGAAGGAGAGAGCAGGGGCCUCGCUGUGGAGCUCCUGCGUGGUGCUGCCGCUGCUGGCGCUGACCUGGAUGUCGGCCGUGCUCGCUGUCACCGACCGCCGAUCCGCCCUCUUCCAGAUCCUCUUUGCCGUCUUUGACUCACUGGAGGGCUUCGUCAUCGUGAUGGUGCACUGCAUCCUGCGGAGAGAGGUCCAGGACGCUGUGAAGUGCCGCGUGGUGGAUCGCCAGGAGGAGGGCAACGGGGACUCGGGGGGCUCCUUCCAGAAUGGCCACGCCCAGCUCAUGACCGACUUCGAGAAGGAUGUGGAUCUGGCCUGUAGAUCAGUGCUGAACAAAGACAUUGCAGCCUGCCGCACCGCCACCAUCACGGGCACGCUCAAGCGACCAUCUGUGCCCGAGGAAGAGAAGCUGAAGCUAGCCCACGCCAAGGCGCCCCCCAACUUCAACAGCCUGCCGGCCAACGUGUCCAAGCUGCACCUGCACGGCUCGCCCCGCUGCCCGGGCGGCCCGCUGCCCGACUUCCCCAACCACUCGCUGACCCUCAAGAAGGACAGGGUGCCCAAGUCGUCCUUUGUCGGCGAUGGGGACAUCUUCAAGAAGCUGGACUCGGAGCUGAGCCGAGCCCAGGAGAAGGCCCUGGACACGAGCUACGUGAUCCUGCCCACGGCGACAGCCGUGCUGCGGCCCAAGCCCCAGGAGGAGCCCAAGUACAGCAUCCACAUCGACCAGAUGCCCCAGACGCGCCUCAUCCACCUCAACAUGGCGCCCGACGCCGGCCUCCCCGCCCGCAGCCCGCCCUCCCGCCAGCCCCCCGAGGCGCCCCCCACCCAGCCCCCCCCGCCCCCGCCCCCGCCGCCCCCGCCCCCUCAGCAGCCCCUGCCCCCGCCCCCCGCCCUGGAGUCAGCGCCCCCCAGCCUGGGGGAGGCUGGGGACCCCGCUGCCCACCCGGGGCCCAGCACGGGGGCCGGGACGAAGAAUGAGAACGUCUCCACCUUGUCCGCGAGCUCCCUGGAGCGGCGGAAAUCGCGCUAUGCGGAACUGGACUUCGAGAAAAUCAUGCACACCCGGAAGCGGCACCAGGACAUGUUCCAGGACCUGAACCGGAAGUUGCAGCACGCCGCGGAGAAGGACAAGGAUGCCCCGCUGGGCCCGGACAGCAAGCCAGAAAAGCAGCAGACGCCCAACAAGCGGCCCUGGGAGAGUCUCCGAAAAGCGCACGGGCCCCCCGCCUGGGUGAAGAAAGAGCUGGAGCCGCUGCCGCCAUCACCGCUAGAGCUGCGGAGCGUGGAGUGGGAGAAGUCAGGCGCCACCAUCCCGCUGGUGGGUCAGGACAUCAUCGACCUCCAGACCGAGGUCUGAGCGGGCGGGCGGCGGCCAUGCACCGGGCCACGGAGGAGGGAUGCUGCUCUGCCCGCUCCUGCCACAGGACGGGCACAGACACGCUCACGGGCGGCGGGCAAGACCCGCGCCCCGGCCUCAGGGCGCUCGGACGGCGGCCAGGCAGAGGCCCGCAGUGCUGGGACCAGAGCCAGACGGGACAGGAGGCGGCGGCUCCGGUGGGCACAGGGCUCCAGAGGCCCAAAGGUGCCUCAGACUCUGCCCUCCUCCGGCCCAGCCCCGGCGGGCGGGCAGGCCGCCGUGGACAAUGGCCAGGCCGGGUGCGGCCAGCAUCCCUGGGGUGCCCACCUGAGCUGCUGCAGCAGAGGACCAGCCUGCUUGGCCUGGCCAGCCUGGCACCGUUUUUUAGACCCCCCCACCCCUCGGGAAGCAGCCAGCCCCCCCGCACCCUUCCAGGGCCCAGGGGCCCCUCCCCAGACCCAGGCGGAGAGCACAGCCCUCCCACCUACACCACCCCAGGGGCAGGACCAGAAGCCCACUCCGGGAAGAAGCAGGGGUGGGGAAUCUAUUUUUUCUCUCCUUUUCUUUUCUUCAAUAAAAAGAAUUAAAAACCCA
Messenger RNA from Orcinus orca (killer whale), 6142 nucleotides. RefSeq names its product adhesion G protein-coupled receptor B1 (gene ADGRB1). Bases 830 to 5548 code for a protein of 1572 amino acids. The transcript is spliced from 31 exons. Gene Ontology annotation, cellular component: dendrite; plasma membrane; postsynaptic density. Lineage: Eukaryota; Metazoa; Chordata; Mammalia; Artiodactyla; Delphinidae. The record is from RefSeq and is a predicted model, not a curated record. Gene Ontology annotation, molecular function: G protein-coupled receptor activity. Gene Ontology annotation, biological process: adenylate cyclase-activating G protein-coupled receptor signaling pathway; cell surface receptor signaling pathway; engulfment of apoptotic cell.